Messenger RNA from Striga hermonthica, 2478 nucleotides. The record is from the annotation of a GenBank genome assembly. NCBI's taxonomy places the organism in Eukaryota, Viridiplantae, Streptophyta, Magnoliopsida, Lamiales, Orobanchaceae.
AUGGCGGCUCUGCUUUUGAGCAAUGCUUGCUUCCCUGCUUUUAAUCGGAGUACAGUUCCUACAGUUCGAGCUGUGGCUUCUGAACAAGGGAGUAUUGGUUUGAGGACAGCUGAGGAGAGCAAAGUGAAACUUGGAGGUUCAGAACUGCAGGUGACCAAGCUUGGUAUUGGGGCUUGGUCAUGGGGUGACACCACCUAUUGGAAUAAUUUUGAUUGGGAUGAUCGCAAAUUGAAAGCUGCUAAGGCCGCUUUUGAUACCAGCAUUGAUUGUGGUAUAACAUUCUUUGAUACUGCCGAAGUCUAUGGUUCACGGAUGUCAUUAGGUGCAAUUAGCUCUGAAACCUUACUUGGGAGGUUUAUCAAGGAAAGGAAGCAAAAAGAUCCUGAAGUCGAGGUAGCCAUUGCUACCAAAUACGCAGCUUUGCCGUGGAGGCUCGGUAGACAAAGUGUCAUUUCUGCACUUAAGGACUCUUUAGCCCGUCUCGAGUUAUCUUGUGUGGAUCUCUAUCAGCUCCAUUGGCCAGGAAUAUGGGGAAAUGAAGGAUACAUUGACGGUCUAGCCGAUGCUGUGGAGCAGGGUCUUGUGAAAGCUGUUGGUGUAUCAAACUAUAGUGAAAAGCGUCUUCGUGCUGCUUAUGAUCAGCUCAAAAAGAGAGGCAUACCUCUGGCUUCAAACCAAGUGAACUACAGCCUGAUUUAUAGGCUCCCGGAGGAAAAUGGUGUGAAAUCCGCAUGUGAUGAAUUAGGAAUCAGUUUAAUAGCAUAUUCGCCACUCGCUCAAGGUGCUCUAACCGGGAAAUAUACCCCAAAAAACACACCCUCAGGUCCUAGGGGACGAAUUUACACCUCCGAAUUUAUGACGAGACUACAACCUUUGAUAAACCGGAUAAAAGAAAUAGGGGACAACUAUGGAAAAACUCCAACUCAGGUUGUACUAAACUGGUUAGUUGCACAAGGAAAUGUGGUUCCUAUCCCGGGAGCAAGAAAUGGGGAACAGGCCAAGGAGUUUUCAGGUGCCGUGGGUUGGAAGCUUAGUGAAGAACAGGUCGAGGAGCUUCGGGCCAUGGCAUCAGAAAUAAAACCUGUUAUUGGCUUCCCAGUUGAGAAGUUGAUGGAUAAUUUGCUUUCUGAUUGGAAUACUGAGAUAGGAGUUGGGUUCCCUUUGCCUCUUCAGAAAAAACCUCAGAGAGUAGAGAAUGACCUUGGGGAGCUCUUAUGGAAGAACGGUGGGGUAGUCCUAAACAGCCAAACAAAUAAAAAGCAACCGAAACAAGUAGCAAAGCACGGCCAAUCAAAUCCAAUCAACUCGAUUCAAGAUUACGACGCACUCUCAUGGGUCGACGAGACCCUUGAUAAAGAUCUCUUUUCGAGCCUCUUACCCGAAAUCCCUUCUUCUAAUCCGGCCCAUCCAAACAGGCCCUUGGUGAAAUUCAAAAAUGAAAAACUUGUCAAAUUUGAUUUAUCAGAGAUUAAUAAUGUUUCACCUCCUGUCCUGCCUACUCCGACUUUCGACCAGAACUUGGAAAGUGCCAAUAUUAAUAAAGUACAGUUUCCGGCUGAGAAACACACAACGGGUUGGGUUGACCGGGUCCCAGUCACCGAGUGCUCGGUUAAAACCGUUAACUCGAGCCAUUGUGCAAGCAAUCAGGUCACGAAUGAUGUGGAUAUGAGUUGGGCCUCCUCCAGCUGGGAGCUAGGUGGCAAAACGCACUUUGCUGGGCCCGAAGGGAAAUGUGGUGGAAAUAUGGGCCGUCAAUGUGAAACAGAUAAAGAGAAACUUACGUCUUGUUCCGGAGGGUGUGGAUGUAGUUUCCGGAACAAAUUGAGCGAGACCAAUAGCCUCAAAAGGAAGAGCCGGGACGUGGAGGAAUCUGAGUGCAGAAGUGAUGCAACUGAGUUAGAGUCAGCUGCAGGAGAUAAGUCGGCCCAGAAAGCUACUCGGAGGAGCCGCGUGGCUGAAGUGCAUAACCUGUCCGAGAGGAGAAGGAGAGACAGGAUCAACGAGAGGAUGAGGGCAUUGCAGGAGCUUAUACCUCACUCGAACAAGUCAGAUAAAGCGUCCAUGUUGGAUGAAGCAAUCGAGUACAUGAAAUCUUUACAAUGGCAGCUUCAGUUGUUGUGGAUGGGAAGUGGCAUGGGGCAAAUGAUGCUACCGGGCAUGCAGCAUUAUAUGUCCCGUUUUGGAAUGGGUAUGGGCCCGCCAGUUCAUCCAGCUAUUUCGAAUCUCGUCAAUCUAUCGAGAUUGCCACUUGUUGAUCAGGCCAUGAAUGUAACUUCUGGCACAAAUCAGGCACCGGUCAGUUAUCAGAACCAGAUGGUGCCAAAUUCGAGUUUUGUCGAGCCGUAUGGUAAUUAUAUGGGAUUUUGCUCGUUGGCAAAUGCUCCACAGCCAACAAAUGUGUUCGACUUCGGUUUACAUUCAACACAACAGAAUCAGCUACCGAAACCUCCAAACAACGGCAAUGUCUUCAUGGAAUAA